Molecule: messenger RNA, 216 nt
Organism: Dentiscutata erythropus
Lineage: Eukaryota; Fungi; Glomeromycota; Glomeromycetes; Diversisporales; Gigasporaceae
Source: the annotation of a GenBank genome assembly
AUGCCUACAAUAAUGAAUGAACAACAACUAACCGACGACAAUACUCAAGCUAACCCACCACAACAACAAACCAAGGAAAAGAACGUUACACAGUCAAUGGAUACAUCAGAUAGCUUCGUCGACAUUCAAUUACCACCAUUACCUCAGAGCAAUUCAAUUACACACCAACAACUUAUAGACCGGCAAAACCCCAAAGCUCCAAGUUAUAGUCAAUAA